Hyposmocoma kahamanoa is the source of this 1641-nucleotide messenger RNA. Its product is annotated as zinc finger protein OZF-like. The record is from RefSeq and is a predicted model, not a curated record. NCBI's taxonomy places the organism in Eukaryota, Metazoa, Arthropoda, Insecta, Lepidoptera, Cosmopterigidae. The transcript is spliced from 3 exons. Gene Ontology annotation, molecular function: RNA polymerase II cis-regulatory region sequence-specific DNA binding; DNA-binding transcription factor activity, RNA polymerase II-specific. Bases 1 to 1542 code for a protein of 513 amino acids. Gene Ontology annotation, biological process: regulation of DNA-templated transcription.
AUGUUUUACUUUGCCAUUAAACCACUUUCUGUUUAUCUGCAGCUGCCCCCUUUACCAUCAACAAACCACUCUUCGGCUAACGCAAUAUGUGCUCCUUGUAUUUCAAAACUGAGGGAUGCGUCAGCAUUCCGGACACAAGUUUUGCAAAAUGAACUACGAUUUGAAGAAUGUUUUAAGCAAUAUUUGGAGAAUGGCAUUCAACCGAUAGAAACCGAAAUAAAAAUAGAAGAGGUUGACGAUUCCGAAGCCAAACAAGAAGCAAGUACAGACCAACAACCUGCAGCUGUAGCCAGGGAAGACGAAGGAGAAAUAUCAAAAUCCGGCAGCGAAGCAGAUAAACAAAAAUCAAGCAACACCGGAAAGAAAUUCUCAUGUGACUAUUGUCAGAAACAAUUUUCAUAUAACGGCUCUCUAGAAUACCAUAUGAAAAUACACACAGGCGAGAAAACCUGCAUCUGUCACCUAUGUCAAACAAAAUUCAGCACAAAUCAAGAAGUCACCAAACACAUACAAUUAAAACACAAAGAAAAUGACAAGUACCCUUGCAAAUUCUGCACGGAGAUAUUUGAGAAACCUAGAAUGUUGAAGACGCACUUAAAGAGUCACUUCAAACAGAACUUUCCAUGUAACUACUGCCAAAAAGGCUUUACACGUAAAAAAGGUUUGAAGGAACAUUUAAAAACUCAUACGAAAGAGAAGAAAUUCAAAUGCGACAUAUGUUCAAAAGCUUUCGGGCAUAAUCAGACUUUGAAAACACAUAUAUUGACUCAUACGGGUGAGAGGCCAUUUAUAUGUGAUGUUUGUGGCCGGGGUUUCCCACAAAGAAGCCAUUUGAAAAGGCAUAUAAUAGUAAUUCAUGGUAAUUUAAAACCCUAUUCGUGUAGUAUAUGCCAAAAACAAUUUUCAAGUAAAAGUUACUUGUCCAUACACCAACGGCAGCACACAGGGCAGAAACCUUACAUGUGCAAUGUGUGUCAAAAAGAAUUUACUGCUCAGACGACUUUGAAAGUUCACAUGCGCGUGCACACAGGUUUAAAACCUUAUACGUGCAGUUUCUGUAACAGACAAUUCGCGCAAAUGGCGAGUUUCAAACUCCACGAACGAACGCACACUGGUGAGAAACCUUACCCGUGCAAAAUUUGCAAAAAACCUUUCUCCGACAGCGGCUACUUAAGAAUACAUAUGCGUAUACACACAAAUGAGAAACCUUUUUCGUGUGAUGUUUGCAAAAAAACCUUUAGAGAAACCGGGCAAUUGAAGCGUCACGCUCGCGUGCAUACGGGUAUAAAACCAUACACGUGCAAAGUUUGUAAUAAACAGAUCGGUAAUCUGUCGAAACAUAUGCGGGUACAUUCUGAUGAACGGCCGUACGUCUGUCAUGUAUGCCAAAAACAGUUUUCUAUAAUAGGCAACUUAAGAAUACACAUGCGCGUGCACACACACGAGAAACCUUACGCGUGCAAUAUUUGUGACAGUCUGUUUUCACAAAAUAGCGGGCUGAAACGCCAUAGAUGUAUUCAUGAUAAACUUGAUUUGUCAUAAAAGCGCCAAAAACAAGUACAAUUCAUGAUUGUGAGUUUUUAUAGUUCUUUUGAACUUAUUUGUAAUGGACUGUAUAAUUGUGUUCAUGAGUUAGCAAGA